Molecule: messenger RNA, 1514 nt
Organism: Colletotrichum destructivum
Lineage: Eukaryota; Fungi; Ascomycota; Sordariomycetes; Glomerellales; Glomerellaceae
Product: Putative S-adenosyl-L-methionine-dependent methyltransferase superfamily
Exons: 10
Coding region: 67-1203 (378 amino acids)
Molecular function (GO): methyltransferase activity
Source: RefSeq, a predicted model, not a curated record
CCCCUUCCCCCUUCCCCCGUUUUCUCAUUCUCUACGGUUUCCUCGCCGAAGGCUCCAAAAAAAAAAAUGGCUGAUUCUUCCCCGGCUCCUGUUACCAAUGGCACCGCUGCGCCCGUCGCGACCUCUCCGCCUGCGGCAUCACCCCCGGGCGUGACUGGCACGUCCGCUCCCCCCGGAAAUGCAGCGGACGAGCCGGAGGCCCUUGAGGUUGCCGAUCCAGCGACGGAUACGGAUGACGACGGCUCUUCUAUUGAUGACCGAAUUUCAUCGUACACUGCUUCGAUCACAUCCAGCAUCGCCGAUUAUCCCACCGAGUACGGCCGGCGGUAUCAUGCGUUCCGUCCAGGGUCAUACUUGAUGCCCAACGACGAGGACGAGAUGGACCGUCUCGAUCUCACACACGCCAUGAUGCUGAAGCUUCUCGACAACAGACUUUACCAGGCGCCGCUGGAGAAGGACAAGAUACAAAAGAUCUUGGACAUCGGAACGGGCACUGGGAUUUGGGCGAUGGAAAUGGGCGACCUUUUCCCAAAUGCAGAGGUCUACGGCAAUGACUUGAGUCCCAUCCAACCUGACUGGGUUCCUCCCAACGUCAAAUUCGAGAUCGACGAUGUUGAAAGCCCGUGGUUAGAAGACAGAAAGUACGACUUCAUCUUCUGCCGGUACAUGAUUGGCGCCAUCGCAGAUUGGCCCAAGUUGGUCAAGAGUAUAUAUGAUAACUUGAACCCAGGCGGCUGGGCCGAGUUCGUAGACAUGAGCGCCGAGUACUACUCUGACGACGGAACAUUGAGAGAGGAGCAUGCCACACACAAGUGGAACAAGAUGCUCUUGGGCGGCAUUGUGAAAAUGGGACGAGAAGGUCGUCCGGGCCCCUUUCUCCAAGGCUGGGUCCGGGAUGCCGGCUUCGAAAACAUGUUCCACAAAAAGAUGAAAAUGCCCAUCGGCCCCUGGCCAAAAGACCGUCACCACCAGGAGCUAGGGUGGAUUAACUUGUCACAGGUCCUCCAAGGCCUCGAAGGGUUCAGCAUGAGAGUUUUGACCGGCGUCCUGGACUGGACCGCGGAAGAGGUGCAAGUGCUGCUGGCGCAGGUCCGCAAAGAGCUCAAGAACUUUCACGAGUUUCAUUCUCAGUUCGAUGUGCAUGUUGUGUACGGGCAGAAGCCGUUGGAGGCGGAAACCCAAGAGACUACCGAGACUGCUUGAUGCCCUUCACUAUCAAGGCUCCAGGAAAGUCGGUUGUCCUCCGCACCAGCUCACCGGUUUCUAUUCAUCACGAGGAGAAGUACUUGUUCGAGGCGCUGCUAUCCUUAGAAUUCGCCCGUUCUACACGCUUGCAUACGGUCGCAGGGAGUGGGCAGGAUUAGAAGGGCGAGGUGACGCGUCCGCGAGAGGCAUGUUCUCGCGACCAACGGGGCUAUGAUUCUCCUGCCAAAACCGACAUUAUCAAUAAACGCUGAUUGUUGAAAUACGAAGCAAAUUUUCUCAUCUAUAUAUGAUAUGCAAGGAAAUCCUAU